AUGAUACCGAGCAACAUCACAAAGGUGGGAGCAGAGGCAGGACACAGAAUUGACUUCAUCUCUGCCAAAGUGAAAAGAAAGUCUCUGAAUAGACUCCUGGAUGGUCAGCUGGCAGCAGGGACGUGUGAGAUAGUCACUCUGGAUCGUGAUAGCAGUCAGCCGAGGCGGACCAUCGCACGACAGACGGCAAGGUGUGCCUGCAAGAAGGGCCAGAUUGCUGGCACCACAAGAGCCAGACCAGCCUGUGUAGACGCUGGUAUAGUGAGGAGCCGGCAGUGGUGUAAGAUGCUGCCAUGUUUGGAGGACGAGGGCUGCGACCUCCUGGUUAACCAGUCAGGCUGGACCUGCACACAGCCGGGAGGCCGCAUCAAGACCACCACGAGGCUGUUGUUUGAAGAUCCCAGGAGGUCAGCAGUUUCUGUGACACUGGAUUCACCGCGUCUGGCACCAAAGUCUUUCGAGGUCAAAGUUGCUUAG
Molecule: messenger RNA, 477 nt
Organism: Lampris incognitus (smalleye Pacific opah)
Lineage: Eukaryota; Metazoa; Chordata; Actinopteri; Lampriformes; Lampridae
Product: chemokine-like protein TAFA-5
Exons: 4
Coding region: 1-477 (158 amino acids)
Biological process (GO): G protein-coupled receptor signaling pathway
Molecular function (GO): receptor ligand activity; G protein-coupled receptor binding
Source: RefSeq, a predicted model, not a curated record